GUUGAAGAAAUUAGUACUCUUCGCACCUUAUAUGAAGGAGAGAAUGAAGAAAUGUCUUUAAAUAUUGCUUUUGAAUAUACCAUGUAAUUCUGAUUCCAGAAAAUCAUUUCUUCUCGUAUUCCCUCUUCAUCUUUGCUCACACCAAUAAGGAAGGGUAAUAAACUGGUGUAUGCUUGAGACAAUGGAGUCCAUGCUGAAUAAAUUAAAGAGUACUGUUACAAAGGUAACGGCUGAUGUCACCAGUGCAGUCAUGGGAAAUCCUGUUACCAGGGAAUUCGAUGUUGGCCGACAUAUUGCCAGUGGUGGUAACGGACUUACUUGGAAGAUAUUUAAUGGAACUAAAAAAUCAACAAAACAGGAAGUGGCUGUUUUUGUCUUUGAUAAAAAGUUAAUAGACAAGUAUCAAAAAUUUGAAAAGGAUCAGAUUAUUGAUUCUUUAAAACGAGGUGUUCAGCAGCUAACCAGACUUCGACACCCUCGGCUACUUACUGUUCAACAUCCAUUAGAAGAAUCCAGAGAUUGCCUGGCAUUCUGUACAGAACCAGUCUGUGCAAGUUUAGCUAAUGUUCUUGGCAGCUGGGACAACCUACCUUCUCCUUUACCAUCCGACAUUAAAGAAUACAAACUCUAUGAUGUGGAGACCAAAUAUGGCUUGCUUCAGGUUUCUGAAGGCCUAUCCUUUUUGCAUAGCAGUGUGAAAAUGGUCCAUGGGAAUAUUACUCCUGAGAAUAUAAUUUUGAAUAAGAGUGGAGCAUGGAAAAUUAUGGGUUUUGAUUUUUAUAUCCAGUCAACAAAUCCAUCUGAACAGGAGCCAAAAUUCCUUUGUAAAGAAUGGGAUCCAAAUUUGCCGUCCUUGUGUCUUCCAAAUCCUGAAUAUCUGGCACCAGAAUAUAUUCUCUCUGUGAGCUGUGAGACAGCCAGUGAUAUGUACUCUCUAGGAGCUGUUAUGUAUGCGGUGUUUAAUAAAGGGAAGCCAAUUUUUGAGGUCAACAAGCAGGAUAUUUAUAAAAGUUUUAGUAGACAACUGGAUCAGCUGAGCCGUUUAAGCUCCAGUACUCUUCAGAAUAUACCAGAGGAGGUGCGUGAACAUGUAAAGCUACUCUUAAAUGUAGCUCCAGCAGUAAGACCAGACGCAGAUCAAAUGACUAAGAUACCAUUCUUUGAUGACGUGGGAGCAAUGACCCUUCAGUAUUUUGAUUCUUUAUUUCAAAGGGAUAACCUUCAGAAAUCACAGUUUUUUAAAGGGCUACCAAAGGUUCUGCCAAAACUUCCUAAGCGUGUUAUAAUUCAGCGAAUUUUGCCUUGCUUGACCUCCGAGUUUGUGAAUCCUGAUAUGGUACCCUUUGUCUUGCCUAACGUUCUCCUAAUUGCUGAGGAGUGCACCAAAGAAGAAUAUAUCAGGCUUAUUCUGCCUGAUCUUGGUCCUGUUUUUAAGCAGCAAGAGCCGAUACAGGCAAGCAACAUGAUCCUGUUGAUCUUCCUGCAAAAAAUGGAUUUGCUCCUAACCAAAACUCCACCAGAUGAAAUAAAGAACAGCGUUCUACCAAUGGUUUAUAGAGCCUUGGAAGCACCUUCAAUACAGAUUCAGGAGCUUUGCCUAAACAUAAUUCCCACAUUUGCCAAUCUAAUAGAUUACCCAUCAAUGAAAAACUCAUUGAUUCCAAGAAUUAAAAAUGCGUGUUUGCAAACUUCUUCUCUUGCUGUCCGGGUAAACUCACUAGUGUGCUUAGGAAAGAUUUUGGAGUACUUAGAUAAAUGGUUUGUGCUUGACGAUAUUUUACCUUUUCUGCAACAAAUUCCAUCCAAGGAACCUGCAGUGCUAAUGGGAAUUUUAGGUAUUUACAAAUGUACAUUUACUCAUAAGAAGUUGGGAAUUACCAAAGAGCAGCUUGCAGGAAAAGUAUUGCCCCAUCUGAUUCCUCUUAGUAUUGAGAACAAUCUUAAUCUCAAUCAGUUCAAUUCUUUUAUUUGUGUUAUAAAAGACAUGCUCAAUAGAUUGGAGGCAGAGCAUAAAACAAAACUUGAACAGCUUCAUGUUAUGCAAGAGCAACAGAAAUCUUUGGAUAUAGCUAAUCAAAUGAGUGUAUCUGAAGAGGGAAGAUCUGCCGGUACAAAUAAUCAGAUUGACAAGGUAUUUAAUAGUACUGGAACUGACCUUCUAACUAGUGGAUCUGAUAGUAAAGAGAACGAGUUGUCAUCAAAACAGAAAAAGGCAUCACUUACGCUUGAAGAAAAGCAAAAGCUAGCUAAAGAACAAGAACAGGCACAGAAAUUGAAAAGCCAGCAACCUCUAAAGCCACAAGCGACUGCAAUAACACCUCCGUUGAAGCAGACAAAAGACUUGACAGAUACCUUGAUAGAUAAUAUGUCAUCUUUGACAUCCAUCAACAAAACUAAAGUUGCAUCUUCAAACAGCUUCUCUUCUGUCCCUUCUAUGGGUAUUGGAAUGGGAUUUUCAUCACCUGUUGACAGCACAAAGAGAAAUAUAACAAACGGACUAAAUACUAGUAUGGGUUUUCAGACUGCUGGAUUCGGUAUGGGAACUGGUCCCACUACGCAGAAUUUCUUCGGUGGUCCGAGCGCAACAGGAACAACUAAAAUGAACAUUGUACCAACUGCCAGUAUGCCAAAUUACAGUUCCAUGAGUGCUACAUCUGCAGUCGCUCCACUGACGCAACAAAACAGACCCCCAGAUAUGUCUGCUUUAGAUAACCUUUUUGGUCCUCAAAAGCCCAAAGUCAGUAUGAAACAGCUGGCUCAACAGAAGUCAAACCAGUGGGUUAAUCAGUUUAUACCCCCACAAGGGUCCCCAAGUGCAAGUGGUUCAGUCUUGGGACCUCAGAUGAACAUGAUAGGACAGCCUGGCUUUGGUAUACAGGGUAAUCCUUUCUUUGCUCCUCAGAACUUUGCACAACCAGCAAACACGAUGACAAACAGCAGCUCAGCUAGCAAUGACUUAAAAGAUCUUUUUGGGUAAAAUGUCUUAUUUUCUUCUUUCAAAGGUUGAUGACAUUUGAAUCAUGGGUAAGCUGAUUAACAUCUUUUUUGAUUAGGAAAAGUAUGACUUGGGGAAACUUUCCACCCAGCAAAAUAAAGAAUUUUGCACUAGAAAAAGACUGUUUUUACAUCGUCCUGGUAAUGCAGUGGAAUAUAUACGUGCAAAGUCAUGUUAUGUGAUAACGAUUUCCCUUCUCUUUACCCAACUUCAGAGCAUUGGAGGUAGGAGGCAUAUAUGUACUCAAAAAAGAAGCUAAAUAUUUCAGAAUGAUUCAGAAAUGUAUUCAAUCAACUCCUGCAUUUAUAUGAAAUUUUAUAUCUUAAAUUGAGCAAAAAUGGUUAGCGGGUAAUAAUGCUAGUGAAUACAAUUUAGUGCUACCCUAUGGAUCAGUCUUCUCAAUGUCUGCUAAAUUCAACUCUUGAUGAUUUGUGUAGCCUGAAUUUGGCAUGAACUGUCAUUAUGCCUUAUGACAGUAUGUGAAAAGUAAACUCAUGUUGCAUCAGAUAGUUUUGUUAGCCAUUUUACAUAGAAAUAUCUCUGAUCCACAACUAUACAACAGACUAAGAAAAUAAAACAUUUUGACUUUCUUCUCCUAUGAGGAAAUUAGGAUUAAUGUGGUAAUAGAGUACCAUAAGAUUCAGGAGGCAUAAAAAAUGAUUUUAAAAGAUAGUACAAAUUUGGGACGGAGGAAAAAACACUGCUCCAAUGGACAUGCUUAUUUACAUCCUGUUUUAUAAUGUCAGACCAUAGUUACUAGCCCCAUAGCAAAAGCCCUGUACCACCUAAGCAGGAUUUUUAAACACUUUAAAAUACUUGAUCAUAUUUAUUAUGUAUUUCUGUGUUUUGGCUAAUUUGAUACUGCUUCCAGUCGGUGUGGGGGAAAAAAAAAAAGCAUAUGAGUAGUUAUGGAACCUCCUAGAAAAAAAUGUUCUCUGUAAAGUUCAAAUGCUGACUGCCCCAACUUGUUAAAAUUGGUUGAAUUACACAGAAGUAUUUUGAAUUACUUCAUAGUCUUUGGCUCCAUUGGGAAGAUGGAAAAGGAUUGCCUCGUAGAAGUUACUGUUGCACAUGGUUGUGUGAAAAAGGAGAUUGCCAUUAAUUGCCUUUAUUAGAAUAAACUCUUGCCUUUUAAUUUUGUUUUAACUCAAGUCCUUAUGAAGGAUAGAUGAAUAUGAAGUGAGUUCUCAAAUACAGAUUUGUAAGUUCGAGAAUAUAUGGUAAAUACACAAGUAUUUCAAAUCCUUUUUAUUGUAUAAUUCCAAAUGUAAUAAAGCUCUCCAGAAAACCAA
Molecule: messenger RNA, 4287 nt
Organism: Struthio camelus australis
Lineage: Eukaryota; Metazoa; Chordata; Aves; Struthioniformes; Struthionidae
Source: RefSeq, a predicted model, not a curated record